This is a messenger RNA of Suhomyces tanzawaensis NRRL Y-17324, 1500 nucleotides long. RefSeq lists its product as uncharacterized. Gene Ontology annotation, molecular function: translation regulator activity. The transcript has a single exon. The record is from RefSeq and is a predicted model, not a curated record. Gene Ontology annotation, biological process: regulation of translation. Bases 108 to 1439 code for a protein of 443 amino acids. NCBI's taxonomy places the organism in Eukaryota, Fungi, Ascomycota, Pichiomycetes, Serinales, Debaryomycetaceae.
UAUUUCGUGUGCCUAGUCAUUUCUUUAUCUUGAGUCCAACUUCAUUUCGCUCCAUAUUUGUUCACGUGCUGGAACAUCAAUUUUUCAUUUCAACCAUAUACUCCAUGAUGAAGCUCCCAAGACACAUUCCACCAGGCUUGUGUCGCUGGUAUUCCAAGCCAGCCUUCCUGUUUGUGCCCAAUAACGAGAAAUACGUUUUUGAAAAUGAAAAACUCACGCCAGAGCAAAAUGACGCCGCCAUACCCUCCAAGCCGAUUAUCGAAUCAGCCAUCAAAUACCAUCAUGAUAUGAAAAAUCCAGAGGAUGUGGCCGACGUUGUGACCAAGUUCGAGUUCAACGAUUAUUUGGUGUCUGCAUUGUCACGUAACGCCACGUUGUUUGGUGGUUCCAACCAUAAAUUUGUCAUAAAGGGAGAAAGUAGCCAAGGCAUCAGUUUGUACUAUAGCAAUAUGGCUAAGAACUGGGUAGAUAUCUUCAAUGGACAGAUCAUCCAGCUCUCUGAUAUCACUGCCAAGAACGAUGACUUGAACUUGUCUUCUAACAUGGACCAGAUCAGCCAGAAGUACCAUGAAUCCUUCAACAUAGAUGAUCUCGAGCAGUUUUACAAGUCUUUAGGCGCCACUGUGGCUUCUGGGGCUAUGGAAUACUUCGAAGUUCGUGGAAAUGGAGCCCCCAGUUUCGAGACUGCUUCUGUGUUCCUUAUCAAGCACGUCAAGCAAGAAGAAUUGUCUGUAUUGUUGAGCUACAUCGAAGCCAAGUUGGAGAACUGUUCCUUACAAGGAUGCUCUGAGAUCCUCAAGGCAUUCAUCGACAGAGCACGGUCCAGUAACAGCACCACUUCCCAAGGACCUUUAAUGAUGUCUCUUUAUACCAAUGCUGUGGGUCUCUUCCCACCCAUCUUGUCAUCGUUGAGCCCCGACCAAUUGGAUAACUUAGCAUACUUGUUAAGCAAACACGGAAACACAGAACAAUCAAAGGUCAUAUUAGGUACCUUGAUACAAGAACAAAAAUUGUGUCCUUCGCAAGACACCCUUGAUGCCUACGUGAGUCAGUUAGAGAACCGUAAGGAUACUCUUAGCUACGGUGAAUUUGUCACUGAGCUCAACAUACUCAAACCAGCAUUCUUUCAUGCCAGAUUGACUCCCACAAUUUUCAAGGUGCUCCUUGGAGUAGUUACUGACCGCACAGAAUUGGACCAGUUAUUGCGGUUGGUGAGAGUAAAGAGUGGUGAAUUGGUGAAGGAGUUCCACUACGAGAUACUUGCAAAGACUGUUGAAGUUCAAAAAGGAUUGACUGGGUUGGAGAAGGAUAUACAGUUGACGCAAAUGGUGAGAUUGUUGGUGGACGAGAAUGUCAAAUUUGGAGAGAAGGCAUUAGGCAUGCUCAGGAAGGCGUAUUUCAAGGAAAGUAAUGUCGAGUCGUUAAAGUCAUUAAAUUAGUGUAUAUAGUCAGCUAGCGGACAAGGAACAGUAUAGAGUUCGUAUUGGUUGAACCAGGCAG